Messenger RNA from Suillus subalutaceus, 216 nucleotides. RefSeq lists its product as uncharacterized. The annotation marks the transcript as partial. Lineage: Eukaryota; Fungi; Basidiomycota; Agaricomycetes; Boletales; Suillaceae. The record is from RefSeq and is a predicted model, not a curated record. The transcript has a single exon.
UAUAUCGAAUGGUUCUCGUCGUUUCUGUUGGCUCCCGAUCGACACCACGGCCUUUACAAGGUCUCGCAUUCCUUGCUUGGUGGCGCAAAAGUGGCAAGCAUUGUGCCAUUGUCGAAGAUCGUGCGGAGUGCCCAUCUUCUACCGAAUUUCGGUGCCGUCGUCCUGCGAGAGUGGUCGAGUGAUACAGUUCUAGAUGACUGUAACACUUUUGGUUGA